Molecule: messenger RNA, 3305 nt
Organism: Callorhinchus milii (elephant shark)
Lineage: Eukaryota; Metazoa; Chordata; Chondrichthyes; Chimaeriformes; Callorhinchidae
Product: calcium-activated chloride channel regulator 1
Biological process (GO): chloride transport
Molecular function (GO): intracellularly calcium-gated chloride channel activity
Source: RefSeq, a predicted model, not a curated record
AAAACAUUGCUAUUGACUUCCACAUACUGAAUGAAGCUUUGGGGUAUUAAUAAUGCUGCCCAAACCCUUCAACUUGGUCCUGAAAUGUCUUCUAUUCAGUUGUGUUAUAAAGUGUUUCAGUGGAGAAUUAGCACGUAAUGGAUACAAAGACCUAAUUAUCGCUAUUAAUCCUGGCGUUCCUGAAAAUCCGAAAAUUAUUGAAAAUAUCAAGCAAAUGGUGACAGAAGCUUCAGUCUACCUCUUCGAUGCUACCUACCGGCGAGCUUAUUUUUCUGAUGUGAAGAUUCUGUUACCAAUAACAUGGCCACCAGAUAUCAAGUACGAAAUUCCAACGCUCGAGACCUAUGAGAAGGCUUCUGUGAUCAUCGCUGACCCGCACGUGAAGUAUGGAGACGACCCAUACACUUUGCAGUACGGUGGAUGUGGUGAGAAGGGACGAUACAUUCACCUCACCCCAAACUUCAUGAUGCAUGAUAUGGUUGCUCUUUACGGUCCAAGAAGUAGAGUAUUUGUCCAUGAGUGGGCUCACCUCCAAUGGGGAGUAUUUGAUGAAUAUAACGAUCUUGAGCCUUUUUACAUUUCUCAGAAUAGUACCUUAGAGGCAACAAGAUGUUCAGAAGACAUAAAAGGGAAGAUUUGCAAAGGGAGUGGCUGUUCCAGUUGUAUAAUUGAUACAAACACAGGGCUGCCCGAGCCAGAUUGUGCAUUCUUUCCAGACAAGAAACAAAGUGGAUCAGCUUCCAUAAUGUACCUGCAAGGACUGCCAGAUGUGGUGCAUUUUUGUAACAAUGAGACUCACAAUUCUGACGCACCAAACAUGCAAAACAGAAUGUGUGAAAGCAGGAGUACGUGGGAUGUAAUCAUCAACUCAGAAGAUAUGAAAAACAAACUUCCAGCCAAUCCUUCAGUCUCACCAAAUAAACCAAGCUUUACAUUGCUGCAAGCCAAAGACCGAGUGCUAUGUUUAGUCCUUGAUGUUUCUGGAAGCAUGGCUUCGGAAAAUCGUCUUGACAGAUUACGCCAAGCAGCUGAGAUAUUCUUGAGGCAGAUCAUUGAAAUGGGAUCACAUGUUGGCAUUGUUACCUUUGAGUCUGCAGGACACAUCAAGAAGCAUUUGACAAUAAUUGAAAACAAUUCAGUAAGGGACGACCUCGUAGCAGCUCUACCUACAGGAACUAAUGGUGGAACAAAUGUCUGUGCAGGUGUUGAUAUUGCAUUUCAAGUACUCAAUAAAGCUGUUCAUGGGACAAAAGGUGCUGAAGUAGUUUUGUUGACAGAUGGCGAGGAUAAUAAAAUACGUAAUUGCUUUGUUAAAGUGAAGAAUAGUGGUGCUGUUAUCCAUACUAUAGCGCUGGGACCAAGUGCAGCUAAAGAACUGGAAACACUCUCUACCAUGACAGGAGGCUUGCAGUUUUCAGCCACUGAUAAUUUGGAGGUAAACGGAUUAAUUGACACUUUCACUGGAUUAGUGUCAGGAAAUGGUGAUCUUACACAACAAGCCAUCCAGCUUGAAAGUACUGGAAAGACUGUUAAUGGCAAAGGUUGGUUUAACGGUACAGUCUUCAUCGACCAGACUGUUGGGAAUGACACUUUUUUUGUCAUUACAUGGGUUACAACAACAAUACCUGCUAUCUUUGUACAUGAUCCUAAUGGAAAGAUUUACGAAAGGGACUUCAAAAUAAAUGAUGUCUUACGUACGGCUCGGCUUCAAAUUAACGGCACUGCACAGCCAGGAGCUUGGAACUACAAUAUCCAAAAUGAAAACUCAGGUUCCCAGGUUAUAACCAUCACAGCGACAUCACGAGCAGCAGAUCCGAAAGUUCCCCCGGUUAUUGUGUAUGCAUAUAUGAGUAAAAAAGAUACUUCUUUACCUGGCCCAAUGACAGUCUAUGCGGAAGUCAGUCACGGAUUUUUACCGGUCCUGUUUGCAAAUGUGACAGCUGUUGUAGAACGACCAAGUGGUGACCCUGUUAACCUUGACCUACUUGACAAUGGAUCAGGUGCUGAUAUCAUCAGCCAUGAUGGUAUUUACUCUCGGUAUUUCACAAACUUUAGUGGAACUGGGAGAUACAACCUUAAAGUUCACGUACAAGGAAAAGAGGGAACUAUGAAGAUAGCGAUGAGAAGAGGCAGUUAUGCCAUGUACAUACCAGGAUAUAUAGAAAAUGGCGAAAUUCAUGCAAAUCCAACAAAACCUCCAGUUGGUGAGGGAGAUCUUCAGCCUCAGAUAGGAAGCUUCAGCAGAGCCAAAUCAGGGGGAGCAAUUUCACUCUCUGGAAAUGCUGGAGGACCAAUCGACUUUCCGCCUUGUAAAAUUACAGACCUCAAAGCAAAAUUUGUUGAGGAUGAAAUUCAUCUAGAAUGGACAGCCCCAGGAGAUAACUUGGAUCAAGGAGCAGCAUUCAGGUAUGAGUUGAGGAUGAGUUACAGCCUGUCAGAGCUACGGGAUCAGUUUUCAAGUGCCAUUGAGGUUGAUUUAUCCCGGUUACGUCCACAUCCUUAUGGCAACACUGAAGUAAUUCAAUUUACUCCUAGGAAUAUAGAAAUACAAAAUCAGACAACUCUCUACUUUGGUAUCGUUACACAUGGUAAUAGCAAACAACCAUCUGAAUUGUCAAAUCUAGCACGAGCUUCUUUAAUUUUGCCUUUCGCACCUCCUGUGCCUCCUGUGCCUCCUGUGCUUCCUGGAGAUCCAAUUGAGUACCCUCAUGGUGUUAACAUAGCAGGAAUUAUGUUGAUUGUAGCGGGUGCUGUAAUUCUAGUUUGUCUGAUUGCUGGAGUUUCUGCAUGUUCUAUGAAAAGAAGGAGUCAGAAAAGAAUAUCUCCAAAUGAAGAAAUAAUGUAAAGAAUUGAUGCACAAAAUCAUGGAAUCAUAGAAUUAUACAGCACAGAAGGAGGCCAUUUGGCCCAUUGUGUUUGUGCCAGCUCUUUGAAAAGAGCUAUCCAAAUUCAAGCCAACUCCUCCACUCUCUUCCCAUAACCCUGCAAAUUUGUCCUCCCCAUAAUGCUGACAUAGUGCAAAUAAUGAAACAGAAUGCAUUUAAUGAAGUGAAAACCAUAUAAUUAAGCUGUACAGAUAGCCGCUGAUCAAAGACGGAAUCAAGGUCAAAGAGAAAAUAACCAUGAUCCAACUCGACUGUUCAGUGUCUUGGGACGUUCUUCUGACAUAAAAGGCACUAUAUAGAUGCAAUUUGUUUUAUUAGCCGUUCACGCUUCAAACACAUAACCAACUUACCCUCUCCCUAUACGUAUAUGAAUAUCAUAUGUAGUAAUUUUUCACAAUAAAUAAGGCACCUUAUAAAAAA